Haemonchus placei is the source of this 480-nucleotide messenger RNA. NCBI's taxonomy places the organism in Eukaryota, Metazoa, Nematoda, Chromadorea, Rhabditida, Trichostrongylidae. The record is from the annotation of a GenBank genome assembly.
AUGCAAAUCUGGCAUAUGGAGCCAUACCCAUGUGGGGAUCGCAGAUUGCCGCAUCACGUUUUCCCACCAAAGAAACUCUCUCCCGAUCAGCUUCUUACGCUUACCGGAGUGGUCUACUACAAGGUUGAUUUGGAUGACACAGUAGCAAUGAAAAAGCGACUUUCACGAGUAAGAAAUGAGAGGAAGGUGGUUUCGUCCGAUGUGCUGACCAUCAAUGAUUCAACGCCAGACUUUGACGAGAAGCUCGAGGACUAUUACGAGCCAACGACAAAAUCGCAGGAUGUGGUAUCGAUGGUACUAGAGGGAACUUGCUAUUACGAUGUAGAGCCAGAGGAGGAUGAAUGGAUCCGAAUUCAACUCGAACGAGGUGAUCUGAUUGUGAUUCCUCAAGGUGUAUCGCAUCGCUUCACUGUAACUCCACAGAAUUUUGUGCAGCUGCAGCGUUUCUUCCCCAAGAAGCCAGAUGAUGUACAGGGAUGA